This is a messenger RNA of Anarrhichthys ocellatus (wolf-eel), 6101 nucleotides long. RefSeq names its product SERTA domain-containing protein 2-like. The record is from RefSeq and is a predicted model, not a curated record. Gene Ontology annotation, cellular component: nucleus. The coding region runs from base 1848 to 3089 and encodes 413 amino acids. Gene Ontology annotation, molecular function: transcription regulator activity. NCBI's taxonomy places the organism in Eukaryota, Metazoa, Chordata, Actinopteri, Perciformes, Anarhichadidae. The transcript is spliced from 2 exons.
AACUACUUGGUUAGGUUUAGGAAAAGAUUGUUAUUUGGGUUAAAAUAACCAUGUAAGUGUCGUAACUAUAUUACGUAAGCUACGUGACAAAUAAAUCAACGUUGACUUCUCGUUUCACUCGGGCAACUCCUGGCUGAAAUGUCACUGUUUGUUGGACACAUCAACCCACCCUGAGUGGGCUUUUGCAGUCUAUAUACUUGUUCGUCCAUGAUUACGUGGAUAACAUACAAGAUCAUUUCAUUGGAUAUCUAGGAAUAAUGGCACAAUAUUUUUCGUAGGUAUAGCUACGAAUGCUGGAUAAGACCAGCCAGACUUUUGUUGUGCCAUUUCCUGGUUUGACCACGUCGUUACAGUGGAGAGUGACGGACCUAAAUGCUGUUUACCACACUGACAACUGGAGAAACUGAAUGAUUCUGUGCCAACAGUCCAGUCCUGUUAACACUGGACUCCAGUAAGUGUAAAUACUUGUGACAUCAGGUUGAUCAAAACAUGUCCUGAGAACAGGCAGCCCGUCAGGCAAAAUAUGGGGACUCGUAUUGUGAUUGUGACCGUAUCAGUGCACAACUGGGUUGAGUGUGCAGCAGGGGGCAGCAGGGACACAAAUGGUCCACGGUGCCCAUUUUCUGCCCUGCUCCACCAUGUUUUUUGUCCGUCUGGAGCAGACUCUGCUGGGUUUUGUUUGAGUUUACCGGACAUCUCCCUGCCAUCUGCUGCUGGGGCAGGACGGGCAUCUCUCACCGGCCAAACGGCACCAUUGGUCCAGUGCUCAUCUCUGUCACCACUCAUCCAUUCUUGUGUCAAUAAAAGAAUAAAUUAAUGGAUCCAAGUUCUCAGUCCAAGUCAAACCCCAGCAGAUACUAAUAAAAAAUCUCUGAUAACAUACUAGAAAAUUAAAAACAUAGUAUUAUGAAAGUAAUGGUCGGGCAUGUAUCCAGCGUUUCAAAAGGUGUUACGACGUAAUUACAUAUUUUAUACUGAGAGAGAAAGCGAUAAAACGUUAUAUAGCAUACUGCGCACGCGCGCGCGUGUGUGUGUGUGUGUGUGCAUGUGUGGGCGGAGCAAAGUUGAGGACGCCACUUCUCGGGGCAGCUGCUCGGUUUCAGCUUCUCCUGCUGCCUUCACGUGCUCCUCGUAAACUUACCCGCCCUAACAACAUGGACCCUGUCAUGGCAGUUAUCAUGCCGCUCUGACAUUAAGAGUGACAUCGGGAGUAUGGUUGAUGUUUUCAGUAAAGUACAUGUGUAUCUAUACAUUUAUUAAUUCUAGGCUAAAUGCUCUCUGUUGAUGUCCGUAUUUAUCUGAAUUAAAUAUGUUCAAAUAUGACGGAGAACAACUUAGGGAGGCAGCUGCACAAGCGAUUAUACCAUCUUAAAGUGUAUCCCUUACUGAAAAUUUAUAUUUUAUUAUUUUUUAAUUAACAGUUACAUGAUAGUGAAAUUCAUCCAACUGACCUCUAGUUGCCACAUCGCUUUGCCUUCUGUCCUUUAAAUAUCACAUUUAUGUUCACUAAAAGUCCUAUUUUAUAUCUGCAAAGCAUCGAACACCGGUUUCCCCUGUGUUUAACUUUGUGUCUCGUGUGUAGCUCUGAUUAACUAAUGCCUCGUUAUGCUUCAAAUGACACCUUUUGCGGCACAUAAACGCACGUGCAGUUUACAUUGCGAGUGUGUCCGAUGGCUCGUGAAGGCAGCAAGCGCUCCCGUGAGCAGAGGCAGUCUUUUCCUCCUAUCAGCGCCAUUGUGUGAUAGAGUCUCGGGGAGCGAGGACGGCUUGUUCCUCGGUAGCCGACGGGACCGUUUAAAUACCCUCCAUGUUUCUCUUUCGAACUCCGGCGGACCUGGACGCGAUAUAUGUUCGGUAAAGGUGCGAAGCGGAAGCUGGACGAGGAUGAAGAGGGGCUGGAAGGCAAAACGCUGGAGGUGCCGGUGGCGGGAGGGGGACUAGGCCUCGUGCCAGAGGGCCUGUCCAAGGUGUCGUACACCCUGCAGCGGCAGACCAUCUUCAACAUCUCCCUGAUGAAGCUGUACAGCCAGCGGCCGCUCGGCGAGCCCAGCCUGGAGCGCCGCGUCCUCAUCAACAACAUGCUGCGGCGCAUCCAGGAUGAACUCAAGCAGGAGGGCUCCCUGCGACCGCUGCUCCUGCCGCCCUCGCCGCCGCCCGACGACCCUAUGGACGAGGGUUUCCGCGAGGCUCCGCCCUCUUUUGGCGUUCUGUCUGCAGUGGCGCAGGCGCCCCAGCCGUCGGUGCUGCUGAUGCCGGCUAUCAUCCCGCCGCCUUCGCCCCACCCAAUGGUGCCUCCCAACGGCCUGGCAUCCCAGGCCUGCCCCGCCCCUCUGGAAUCCUGCCUGACCCCGGCCUCUUUACUGGAGGAGGACGGUGGAGAUUCGGCCUUUUGUACUCCAUCCCCGCCCACUCCCCCUCUGUCGCCUCCCCCGGCGCAGCCUCCUCCGUUACCUUCAGCACUUCUGAGCCCGGCAUCCCCCAGGGUCCCCGCGCCCGCCUCGUCCAACGAUGGUCUCCCCUCCGCUCUGAGUGACAUGGAGUUGGGUCCUCCCACAGCCAUAACAAGGACAGCAGCAGCUAAUACUACGACCGUGACUACCUCCCCAUCUCCCACUCCACUCACCCAGCCCCCCCACCUAGCAUCCCUCUCCCCAUCACCAGCGGGCCCACUCCGAGACUGCAAGACCGUGGGUGCUAAACCAGAGGCAGCUGGCGCCGAGCUUCGGCCGAUGGAUACUCUGCCCACUCUGCCCCCUGGUGGCCUAGUAGACAUUUCCUCCUCUCCUUCCUCCCCUUCCUCCCCCUCCUCCCCCUCGGGGUUUCUCUCAGACUUGGCGCUGGACGACGUCCUGUUCGCCGACAUCGACACGUCCAUGUAUGACUUUGACCCCUGUACGACAGCGGGGGCCGUGGGCGCGACGGCAGGCGGCGGCCUCACCAAGCUGCCACCCGUGGUCACGGCGGACGACCUCCUCAAAUCGCUAGCGUCGCCGUACAGCGGCCCCGCCCCCCAGGUCUCUGCCAAUCAGCCUUUCAAAAUAGAUCUGACAGAACUGGACCACAUCAUGGAAGUGUUGGUGGGUUCAUGACUGGCGGAAACCAGAAACACACAGACAGUUUAAUAUGAGACAGACUGGAAUGAACACUUGGGGGUGUUUCCUGGUUGUUUUUUUAAUGUUUUUUUUUUUUUUAACUCUCUUCAAAGGUCGGUAAUUGUAAACAUCGAUGGUGAUGUCAAUUAGUACUACUAUGACAACUACACAACACUGUGCAUGCACUGUGCUCGCCUUUCCAAAUAUGGAAAUGAAGUAACUGGGAAACAAAGACACACACAGGUUUGUAUUUCUAUACUUGUGAGGGCCUCCAUUGACUCCAAUUCAUUCCCUAAUCCUAAUUUUAAACCUAGUUUUAAUCUUUAACCUGAACCUAAGCCUUAACCCUGGGAAGUAACUGUAAAUAGAAAACUUUGAGGACCGGCAGAUUUUCCUCAUUCUGGCGGAUUUCUGCAAUCAUUCUAUUCUUGUGAGGACAUCUACUCCUCACAGGUAUAGUUAUAUAAGUGAAUUUACACGACACACACACACACAUACACACACACACACACACACACACACACACUGAAUUCAUGGCUUUUUAGCAGACGAGUGCCUUUCAAAAUGACCACUUCUUCAAUUCCUGUUUUUACGGUAUUUGUCUUUUUUCUUUUCUAGUUCUUCUCACUUUUAAUUUUUUAUGUAUUGUAUCGUGUUCAAACUAUUAUUCAGUAAGGUCAUUUCUCAUGAUCAAAAAAUAUUAUUAUUAUUAUUACAGAGGCUGUUUUUAUGUGUGUAAAGCGAGCAUCAAAAAAGUAUUUAACGAUGACUGCGUUGUUUUACCAGUGUGCUGCAUUACAUGUUAGCUCGGCUGUAUAACCACGCUUUGGGAACAGCUCUAAGACCACAUGGCCCGGGUGUUCGUUCAACGUGUACACAUCACAUCUAUGAAUUCAUUUCAGGACUUUUUCCCUUUCCUUGUUGUCAGCCACAUGUAACUGCUGGAUGCUGUUUUACAUGAGCCCAAACUAUGUGCUAGUUAUCAUGCUUCAGUCACAGCACAAAUUCAAAUGAGCUACACUCACAGGAGGGCUUGACGUGUUUACAUUGGAAGCGGCGGGUCACGCCACCACCACCAACUCUUCGCCUCCCAGUCGAAUGCAGAUGAUCUGAAAAGUCCAAAACUCAGCAGAGACUUUGAGGCUCCAAACACGUGAAAUGCGGCUCUAUAGGCCCCAAGACGAACAACGACUGCAAAGAAUUUCUCCGAAUCACACAAAGAAAACUGAAUUGUUUUGGUUUGACUGAAUUGUUUUGGUUUGGCUUCGACAGAAUUAGCAACAUGAGUGGCAGACAAAUUACAGCGCGGCAUACAGUAUUACACACACACACAGUAUGUUUACCCUCGUUGGCAGUAGGAUCUCAGGGUUGGGCUCACUUCUGUGCGUUGUGCCGCACAGUUUUGAUGCCGACCCCCCGAGCUCAGCACGUACGGCAGAGGGAGGGCUAGAUCUGGUUCCAGAACAGUUGUUGGAAUGUGGAUUUUUUACAAUUGUUAGAAAACAAACCACAAUGUCAACCUGAUACUGCAACCAUGCAGAGGUGGCACCAGUGUGCAGAUACAUGGCGUGUUUUCUAGAGGCGAUGCAGCAAAAGGCCUUUUCAGUCAGACAACGCAAUGACGUUUUAACUAAAAGCUUCAAACUUUAAAGGAAUAAUCCACCGCUGGGGUACUUUAAUGCAUCACCAAUCAUUAAUGUUCAAUCUCAUUCAGCACUUUGUGUGUGGUGACAUGUUGGAAAUCACCUCGGGGCUACUUUUGGUGAAAUUGGAUUCUGCACUCACGCAAAAUGGUGACUUUUCAAAAGCACUCUGUUUGAUGUUUAAAGCUGCAUUCAUCGCUUGUUUGUUUUGCUUUUGCCACUUGUGGACAACCAGCCCCGUCUCCUAACAAUCUAUUUCCCAUACACCAAAACAAGUAGUUUGGUUGUGUUUCAAUUUAGACGGUGUACAGCGCGUUUCAAAGUGUUUACAACUCCGACCGCGUUCCGGGAGAAAAUACAUUUCCCUGGAAAGCAAGUUGAGAGUGCAGUUAGGUUGUAUGGGAACAUUGUGUUGUAGGAGACCGAGUUGGGGCAUCAGAACAAGCUCGAAACAUAACAUACGACAUAUUAUGACCCUAGAAAGGUUUUUUUGACAAACGUGUUGGCUAACGUUUGCUGCACAUUUGCGCAUGCUUGUGUGAGUUCUGUCUCCGGCCGCCUGAUAAGUUCAACUCCCAUAUUCCCUCUCUCUUUCGGACUGUUUGGGUCUCCACCAACUACUGAAGGGGGGGGCACCUUUUUCCCGAUUACAGCCUGCUGCAGAUAGAAAUAGAGUCGUGGGAGAGACGACCAAAACAAUGAGCUAAAAGAAGCUAAAACGCUCCAAAGAAAUAAGGAGAACGUCAGAGUUUUGGUGCUGUGAGUUCAUCACUACAAGCGACACCUCGCGCGUUAAGCCUAAUCACUUCAUGGUAAUAAUGUCAAAGAUGUCGAGUGCAGACGCCGCAGAUGGACAGUGGUGCAGAAAUGCAACAGAGUGGUAUUUUCCUUCAAAAGUAGUUAUUUUUAAAUUACACAGUUAACCCUAAACACGUCUGUGUCUGGUCAUAUAUCUUUUUCUAUCAGAGGUCCCAGCUGGUGGGACAGAAAGUGUUCCGUCUGACUCAUCGCACUGUGUUAGCCGGCAGCAGUGAGGUCGGGGUGGUGUCAAAACUUGUUCCGGCAGAAGAUCAUUAGUUUCCCAGCAUGCAUUUGACCUCAGCCAGUAGCCGAGUGUGAGCUGAGCAGAUAACGGCACCAACUAAUACAGUUUGCAGACGACUGCGUCUCGUUUAUUGUUUGAAUUUUGGAGUGCUUGUUUUUUUUGUUUUGUUUUUUGUCAAUGAAGUUAUUUAUUCUUAUGUUUUUUUCUUCUCUGUGUAAAUAUAUUUAUUUUUGAUGUGAAGUGAACAUUUGGAUUGUAAAUGCGUGUACAGAAUGUGUGGUAGGAAUGUAUCAGAUAGGAAUGUAUCUGAGUAUGGAAUUA